CGACGACCCCCCCAGACACUGGGGCGCGGCCGGCCUGGCGGUCGAUCGCGGUCUGGGGUCCCGGAGGGUGGGGGUCGGCAGGAACGCGGGGGUCCCCGUCCCCGCGCCCGGCGGCCAGGAUGAGGCGGGUUCCCCGGCCCAGCUCGGCGGCCCCCUCCCAUAAACCCAACCCGGCUUUCUUCAGCGACCACAGCAACAGCUCCGAAAGCGGCACGUCGGUGGACAGCGGGUCCCGGCGGAGCCGGUCCGGCGCCGCGGCCUGGAAACUCAGCCCGGACCAGCCCGGGCCCGCCGACGAGGCCUGCGCCUCCUUCGCCCACUGUCCCGACCCCCGCGGCCUCUCGGAGCAGACCCCAGGCGGCCCCAGCGCCCCGCUGCCCCCCAAAAACUUGGGCCAGCUGGGCCGGGCGGCGAGCGUCCUGCCCAGGGCGCUGGGCGAAGCGCUGUGCAGUGUCAGCAGGGCGGUGCGGUCCCUGCGCUUCGCCCUCACCGUCUUCACGCUGCUGGGCGUCGUCCUGGCAGCUGGAUACCUCGGGGUCCCCGACCGGCUCCCCGGGCCCGGACAGGAGGCGGACGAGUUCCUGACCCUGAGCCAAUACCACCGCGACGUGCGCGCCCACGGGCACCAGCUGAAGCUGCUCCGGGCCGAGCUGGCGCGGCUGCACGGCGAGGUCACGGCCCUGCGGGCGGCCAACACGCAGCAAGUGGCCAAGCUGGUGUUCCAGCGGCUGAACGAGGACGUGGUGAGGAAGCCGGACUUCGCCCUGAGCUCCGUGGGCGCCUCCAUUGACCUGGACAGGACGUCUCAGGACUACGAGGACGGAUUGGCCACCUAUUUCUGGAACCGCCUCAGCUUCUGGAACUACGCCAAGUCACCCAGCGUCAUCCUGGAGCCGGACGUGUUUCCCGGGAACUGCUGGGCCUUCCGGGGGGCCCGGGGCCACGUGGUCAUCCGCCUGCCGGGCCGCGUCCAGCUGAGCGACAUCACCCUGCAGCACCCCCCGCCCAGCGUGGCCCACAGGGGCAGCACGGCCAGCGCCCCGCGCGACUUCGUCGUCUACGGGCUGCUGCCGGGUGAUCACGAGGAGGUUUUCCUGGGAAGGUUCACCUUCGACGUGGAGAAAUCCGAGAUCCAGACCUUCCGCCUGCAGAACCGGCCUCCCGCGGCCUUCCCCAAGGUGAAGAUCCAGAUCCUCAGCAACUGGGGGCACCCGCGCUUCACCUGCCUGUACCGCGUGCGGGCGCACGGGACGCGGGUGGCGGAGGGCGAGGGCGACGGCGCGCCGGGCCCCGACCACUCGGCCGUGACCCCCGGGGGCCCGGCCGAGCAGGAGGCGGCGGGGCGGGCAGACGGCCCGCGGGGGUGAGAGCCCGGCCGCCCGCCGGCCCGGGAGCCGCGGGGAGCCUCAAUAAACCCGCUACGGUGUC
Molecule: messenger RNA, 1428 nt
Organism: Ornithorhynchus anatinus (platypus)
Lineage: Eukaryota; Metazoa; Chordata; Mammalia; Monotremata; Ornithorhynchidae
Gene: SPAG4
Product: sperm associated antigen 4
Exons: 13
Coding region: 120-1367 (415 amino acids)
Biological process (GO): nuclear envelope organization
Cellular component (GO): nuclear envelope; meiotic nuclear membrane microtubule tethering complex
Molecular function (GO): protein-membrane adaptor activity
Source: RefSeq, a predicted model, not a curated record